AAAACUAUAUUCGAAUAUUGCCCAAUCAGCUCUUCCCUGGGAGCACCGUCACCGUGCCAACGAGGGCGGGACUAGAGUAAGUGCUUGCCGUUCUUCCUACUAAAUGUCAGUGCUUAGAGCUGCUCUUGCUGCGUGUCGGUUUAUUUUUUUAAUGGCUGCAAUCGCAGCCAAUCGCUUAUGGCUGAGUGGGAGGGGCGCGGACUGAUUUGCGUUGAGAGUAUUUCCCUCAGUAACCAAUGGCGACGCCGUGAAGUUUGUGUAACAAUUGUCUCGCCUAGUUGAAGUCUUCGACAUUUAACCUUGCGCAGGCCAUUGUUUCAUAAAGAGGCUGACUGAGAAUGGAAGAGACCACCUUGAAGAUGAUAUUAGUGGAACAAAGAACGGAGACUAAUGAGACAUUAAAUUGUAAUGGAAAAAAUAAUAUCUCAUCAAGCAGGAAAAUUUACAUGGAUUACAAUGCAACCACCCCUUUGGCACCAGAAGUGAUUGAGACAGUUAAAGAAGCCAUGUAUGAAGCAUGGGGCAAUCCUAGCAGUUCUUAUGAAGCAGGUCAAAGAGCAAAGAAGAUCAUAAAUGAAGCUCGUGAAAAUUUGGCUAAAAUGGUGGGAGGACGGUUCCAGGACAUAAUUUUCACUUCUGGAGGGACAGAAGCAAAUAAUUUAGUGAUUCAUACUGCAGUAAAAGAUUUUAUGAAAAGCAGCAAACAAAGUCCUGUUGCAACAAAAGAAAGCCAUGAAGAAAAGACUUUAGGGACACUUCCACAUAUCAUUAUAUCUUGCAUUGAACAUGAUUCAGUUCGUCUCCCUGUAGAGCAUCUGGUGAAGGAACAAAAAGCUGAAGUCACUUUUGUGCCAGUAUCAAAGGUAACCGGGCAAGUGGAAAUAGAUGAUGUUGUUGCAGCAAUCCAUCCAAACACCUGCUUAGUUUCUGUAAUGCUAGCAAAUAAUGAAACUGGGGUGGUGAUGCCCAUCUCAGAACUCAGUCAUCAGAUUGAAGUUAUCAACCACAAGAGAAAGGCCUCUGGUCUGCCAUGGAUCUUAGUGCACACAGAUGCAGCCCAGAUGAUUGGAAAGGGGCGAGUGGAUGUCCAGGACUUGGGAGUAGAUUACCUCACUAUUGUAGGGCACAAGUUUUAUGCCCCACGUAUUGGAGCCUUGUAUGUGCGAGGACUUGGUAUGAAUAUUCCCCUUCACCCCAUGCUGUUUGGAGGUGGACAGGAAUGGAGCUUUCGCCCAGGGACUGAGAAUACUCCAAUGAUUGCUGGUCUUGGCAAGGCAGCUGAAUUGGUGAAUGAAAACUCUAAGCUAUAUGAAGCUCACAUGAGGAAUGUUCGGGAUUAUCUGGAAGAAAGGCUUGAAACUAUAUUUGGAAGACAAAAUAUCCAUUUUAACUGUCGACUGAAAGGCUCUAAACGACUUUGCAACACCUGUAAUUUUUCUAUAUUGGGCUCAGGUCUACAAGGUUGGCUGGUGCUCUCACGCUGUAGGACUUUGCAAGCCAGUGUUGGGGCAGCCUGCCACUCUGAAAAGGGUGACCAGCCCUCAGCUGUACUGCUUAGCUGUGGAAUUCCUUAUAAUGUUGCACAGAAUGCCAUACGCCUCAGUGUGGGCCGUGAUACAAGCAAAGAAGAUGUGGAUCUGAUUGUGGAAGAUUUGAAACGGGCUGUGGCUGAGUUACAGUAGGCUGGAUACAUAGUCAGCAGCAGCAGCAGCAGCAGCAACAACAACAAUAACAACAAAAGAUUCUCUUCAUCAGUGUCCGGAAGUGAGCUUAUCUAGUCCUGAUGCUUCAUUGCUCAAUGUGCCAUACUUACAUCUGACAUAUUGUGAGCUAUUGUGUUCCCAUCAAUUCUGUGAAACAGAAUUUUUGUUGAACAUCAAGUAAUUUGUUUACAUUUAUUGAAUACCUAGGAGCACUGUCUGCAUCUAUGAGCACUGAUUUCUCCCCCUUAAAUUUAGCACCAGUAAAUCCAAUUGGUGAAUUAUACCUUUUAACAUGUUUUACCAAGCAGAAGGAAGAGCAAGGAAAUAUUUCUACCGGAUAUUUAAAGUUGGUGCUGAACAGAAAACAAAUGUGAAUAUAACGGUUGUACCAAAGGUGCUUUUUCCAAAAGGCAGCUGGACUUUCUUUUGCUUUGAAAAUGUUUACUUUUCA
Thamnophis elegans (Western terrestrial garter snake) is the source of this 2154-nucleotide messenger RNA. It is a transcript of the gene SCLY, whose product is annotated as selenocysteine lyase. The transcript is spliced from 13 exons. Lineage: Eukaryota; Metazoa; Chordata; Lepidosauria; Squamata; Natricidae. Bases 339 to 1682 code for a protein of 447 amino acids. The record is from RefSeq and is a predicted model, not a curated record.